UAGAGGAUACUACUUGCUGCCAAUUGUCCGCCGACUUGCCAUUGCGUGGUGUCGCCAAGGCACUGCUUAACAUCACUUAUUAAAAAAAGUCCCAAAAUGACUGUGGAAAGUGUCGGAGCCCUCGUCAAAAGGACUUUGCCUCAGAUAGUGGCAGUUCUGGCAGGAACAUUGGCGGCAAUCAGUGAUGGCAUGCAAUACGGUUGGACCGCCCCAGUCAUACCCAUCCUCCUGGGUCCAAAUAGUCCGGUUGAAGUAACACCAGCUCAAACAGAAUGGCUAGAAACCCUGCUGAUGUUAGGUUCCUUCUCCGGAUUAAGCCUAACCAUCUUCUUCGUAGACCGAAUCGGAAGAAAGCGAUCCCUACUACUCUCUUCAUUCGUUACUCUCCUUGUUUGGUUAGUAACAGCCUUGGCACCAAGAGUGGAAUACAUAUUCGCUGCCAGAGCCUUUUCUGGCGCGGCUGGUAAUAUGGCUUUCGUCGCUGCUCCGAUGUACGUAGCAGAGAUAGCCGAUCAGAAGAUCAGAGGAUUCCUUUCCAGCAUAAUCUACUUAAUGAUGCUGAUCGGAGUGUUGAUAAUCUAUUCUGUCGCCCCAUUCGUGCCAUUCUACGCUCACUGCGUAAUUGGCGGAGCCUUGGUGUCCAUAGAGCUGAUAGUGUUCCCCUUCAUGCCAGAAUCUCCGUAUUAUUUGCUGUACAAGAACAAACCGGAGGAAGCUAGGAAAUCUCUGCAGUGGUUUAGGCCAAACCAGAACGUAGAGAAAGAAUUGGAAGAUAUCAAGGCAGCUGUGCAGAGACAGGUCACUGAAAGAGGGAAACCGCAAGACCUUAUUAUGGUUCCCAGUAAUCGCAGGGCCAUCUUGAUCAUGGCCAUCUUGAACUGGGCGCAACAUUUUAGUAGCAUCAGCGUCCUUUUCAUGAACAUGCACGUCAUACUCGAGGCUGCGGGUUCCAUAUACAUGGCCAAUUCCAUCGCGGCUAUUUUAUUUGCCGUUAUUAUGCUCGUAGCUGCAAGCAUUGCUUCAAUAUGCAUAGACAAGUUUGGAAGGAGGACUUUAUUGAUUCUUUCUAGCAUACUUACAGGAUUAUGUCUGUUAGUUAUAGCAAUAUACUUCACCUUGAAAAACAUGGAAUAUAAUGUAGCUGCCAUCAGUUGGAUACCAAUAGUGUCAGUAAUGUUGUACGCUUGUGUGUUCAAGUUGGGAUUAGGUAUGGUGCCUAUAGUUUUAACAGCCGAACUGUUCCCAGCCAAGAUGAAGGCCAUGGGGAUGACUAUAGCUGAUGGCAUGUACGUCACUUCCUCUCUUCUUUCUUUGUUAAUUUAUCAAAAGCUGAAAGACAGUUAUGGCAUGGAGUAUCCAUUCUACAUAUUCUCUAUAUCUUGUUUCUUCGCGGCAUUAUUCACAGCUUUAUUCAUUCCGGAAACUAAGGGUAAAACCUUGGAGGAAAUCCAGUUUAUACUCAAAGGGCAAAAAGCGCCGCGAAAAUCUGUAGAUUCAGCAUAGAUUUGUAAAUGUAUGACAAUGUGUGCAACUAAUAGUGAUCUAAACUUGCAGUAUCCAUGUUUCCAUUUUGUUAAAAAAUUAUUUUUUUACUAUGUA
Molecule: messenger RNA, 1599 nt
Organism: Anoplophora glabripennis (Asian longhorned beetle)
Lineage: Eukaryota; Metazoa; Arthropoda; Insecta; Coleoptera; Cerambycidae
Product: facilitated trehalose transporter Tret1
Exons: 2
Coding region: 97-1503 (468 amino acids)
Biological process (GO): transmembrane transport
Cellular component (GO): membrane
Molecular function (GO): transmembrane transporter activity
Source: RefSeq, a predicted model, not a curated record